CCUCCCCACUCUGCUUGCACCAUUUUCACCACUACUUUUGACAAUCCAUUAAUACCUUUUUCUCUUCUUGAGAGUUUUUAUUUAUUUUCCAUGACUUUUAUUAAACGCGCUAGUAAGCGAAUUGGCUUUACUGUUCUCAUUACCCUUGCGUCACUGUACACUGUCCACCAUUUGAUGAUAGUCAACCAGUCACAAUCACAGUCGCUAAGCUCCGGAGCCACCGCCGCCGUUGACGAGGCGGCCAGGCAACUGGGUGCUCUCAACAUUGCUCAGGACCCGCUGGAUGGUGCACUGGCCAAUGAAGCCGGCUACCCGCGAGCCACCAAGGGCAAAAAACAGAUGCUUAGGCGGGCAACAGCAGAUGAAAUGAAGAGCUUCAAGGCCAACCAGCCUACGCUAUUCCAACUAAAAGAGUUUGCUGACGGCGUUGCACCCAAGCGUCUUAUAUUUAUCGGUGAUAUCCACGGGUGCCUAACGGAGCUUAACUUGCUUUUGGAGAAGGUCAAAUUUACGCCGGGCGAGGACCAGGUUGUCAUGGUCGGCGACCUGGUGGCCAAGGGACCAGAGUCCGUUGGCGUUGUGCGCAGGGCGCGCAAAAUUGGAGCCUGGUGCGUGCGCGGCAAUCACGAUGACCCGGUCAUCAGAUGGCGCGAGUUCCUCGACGGCCCGGGAAUGGGUGUUUCGGUGACCGAGCUCACGGCCAUGGAGAAGGCUGGCAGCCUGCCAUACCCGGACUUUCAGAUUACAGCUAAGCCGCACUUUGAAAUUGCGCGCAAGUUGUCGCCGACUGACUUUACCUUCAUGUCCAAGUUCCCUACCAUUCUGGCACUGCCAGAGCCAUUCUCGGAAUGGGUGGUUGCUCAUGGCGGUCUGGAUCCAUCACAGGCCAUCUCUAAGCAAAACCAAGACGACGUCAUGACCGUGCGUAACAUUGAAAACUCCAAGCUGACCAGUGAGAAGGACGUCGGCAUGGCAUGGUUCGAGGUGUGGGCUGCCAAGAUGAAGCUGCUCAAUCCUUCGGCAGAAGGCUCGUCCAGUGGGGUAACGAGUUACGACCAGGAGCUUGUAAAGAAGGUUAUCUAUGGUCACGAUGCCAGCCGUGCCCUGCAAAUCAACGAAUACACGAAGGGUUUGGACAGUCGGUGUGUCUAUGGGGGUGAGUUGACAGCGUUUAUUCUUCCUGGUGAAGAGCUGGUCUCCGUCAAGUGUUCCAACUAUGAAGAGAGCAGCGGGACCAAAGACCGUCGCCGCAACCUGCAUAAACGUGGUGGGAAUAAUAGCUUGAAUCAAGGGAAAGGCCGCAAAGGAAGCAUGUACAAGAAGCGCUCUAAGCAACUGGGUGGACCAAAUACAGUUGACAUGUAGUAGUAUCCGCAGCCUUUGCAGCCUGAGGCACAGGAUACUCGCAAAACUCCGCUUAGCAGGUUUAAAAAACGCUGUUGUAGGCAGGGC
Kickxella alabastrina is the source of this 1452-nucleotide messenger RNA. RefSeq names its product Metallo-dependent phosphatase-like protein. Lineage: Eukaryota; Fungi; Kickxellomycota; Kickxellomycetes; Kickxellales; Kickxellaceae. Bases 91 to 1365 code for a protein of 424 amino acids. Gene Ontology annotation, biological process: polyphosphate catabolic process. The transcript has 2 exons. Gene Ontology annotation, cellular component: cytoplasm. The record is from RefSeq and is a predicted model, not a curated record. Gene Ontology annotation, molecular function: phosphatase activity; endopolyphosphatase activity.